Messenger RNA from Rotaria sp. Silwood2, 1020 nucleotides. Lineage: Eukaryota; Metazoa; Rotifera; Eurotatoria; Philodinida; Philodinidae. The record is from the annotation of a GenBank genome assembly.
AUGUUAGACAAUAAAAAUUAUAGAAUUUAUAAUAUUCCUGGUUUGAUUGAAGGUGAUAAAGAGCGUAUCACUCUAAAUAAACUUGAAAUCAGUCGAGCAUUUGACGAACAAAAACAACAUUCACUUGUUGUUAUUUAUGUAUUUGGACAUCAGAAUGGAAGAAUUCGAAAUGAAGAUAUUGUUACAUUUCGAGCCAUUCAUAAUGCUUAUACACUUAAUCCAGAUUCAUUAAUAAUUAUAGUUAAUGGAUUACCUCCUGAUCGACCGAAUAAUUAUAACAAAGAUACUCAAGCUACUCUUAUUGAUUUACUUGGUAUGAAACCAAGUCACAUUUGUUUCAUCGAUCGUUUGACAUCAUCUGAUAUAAAUCAAAAUCUUCGAAUGUAUUUAACUGAUACCAUAUUAAAUGUUCAUCCUCGAAUACAUAUUAAAACUAAUGAUAUUCAUUUGAUGACUGAUGAUGUUCUUCAACUCCAAGCUAAUCUCGAUAUGAUACAAAUUCAAAUGUAUAACGAACAAAUUGAACAUGAAGAUGUUAUAACAGGUAUGGAUCGAGAAAUUGAAGCGGCUCAACGUUUAUCAAUUUUAAGACGUUUAUUUUGUCAAGUGAAAGUUGAUCUUCGUCGAUUAGUCAAUUUUGAUGAACAAGAAAAACAUUUAAUGAAUAUUAUUAAACAAUGGGAAACAGAAGAAAUUCAUUAUAAAAAUGAUUCAAUAUCUGAUCAUUAUAUUAUAGCUAUGAGCAAUAGGCAAAAUGCUGAAGAACAAUUAAGAAAAAAUUUUUCUUCAAAACAUCAAGUUAACAUUUCUCUAAAUGUACAUCGAAAAGAUAUUGAACAAAUUUGUUUUGAAUUCGAACAAAUCUAUAAUGGUCUAUUUGAUCGUCAGCAUGAAUUUGUUCGUGAAUAUUAUAUUCUUUUUGAUGAUUUACGUUUUGAUCCAUCCAUUCAACAAGUAAAGCAUAACUUUAUUAAUGAUUUAUACGCAUUUACACUUGAACGUUUUCAUGAUAUUGAUUAA